Messenger RNA from Pichia kudriavzevii, 1077 nucleotides. RefSeq lists its product as uncharacterized. Gene Ontology annotation, molecular function: aspartate kinase activity; NADP binding; homoserine dehydrogenase activity. The coding region runs from base 1 to 1077 and encodes 358 amino acids. The record is from RefSeq and is a predicted model, not a curated record. Lineage: Eukaryota; Fungi; Ascomycota; Pichiomycetes; Pichiales; Pichiaceae. Gene Ontology annotation, biological process: aspartate family amino acid biosynthetic process; L-homoserine biosynthetic process. The transcript has a single exon.
AUGCCUUCAGUCAACGUCGCAGUAAUCGGAGCUGGUGUUGUUGGUAAGUCUUUCCUUGCCCAACUUGCAGCUUUGAAAUCAAAGUCAAUCACUUACAAUCUUAUUUUCCUAUCUACUUCCAGGAAAGCUUUAAUCUCUAGUGACUACAAACCAUUAGACAUUGCAAAUGCUCUGGACUUGCUGAAAACCUCUUCACAACCAUCUUUGUCCAUAGCAGAUCUAAUUGCAUACUUGAAGGAAUCUCCUUUGCCAGUCAUUCUAGUUGAUAACACCUCAAAUGAAGAUUUAGCCAAGUCUUACCCUCAAUUCGUUGAAAAUGGCAUUUCUAUUGCAACACCAAACAAAAAAGCAUUUUCGGGAUCCUUCAAGCUAUGGAAUGAAAUUUUUAACAACUCUGGUUCAGGCUUAGUUUACCAUGAAGCAUCUGUUGGCGCAGGUCUUCCAUUGAUCUCUCCGUUAAAGGAAAUGGUUGAAACAGGCGAUAAAGUUGUUCAGAUCGAAGGUAUUUUCAGUGGCACUUUAUCAUACAUUUUCAAUGAAUUCUCUACCAUUCAACCUAACACCGCUAAGUUUUCCCAGAUUGUUUCUGUUGCAAAGGAAUUGGGUUACACUGAGCCUGAUCCAAGAGACGAUUUAAAUGGUUUAGAUGUUGCUCGUAAGGUUACCAUUUUAGCAAGAAUUUCCGGGUUACCAAUCGAGAAUUCUACAUCCUUUCCAAUUCACUCUUUAAUUCCAAAGGAAUUAGAAUCUGUUGAAUCUGCCGCAGAAUAUAUGGAAAAACUUCCAAACUUUGAUGCAGAAAUGGAUGCAUUAAAAUCUGAAGCUGCUAAGGAAAACAAAGUUCUAAGAUUUAUUGGUAAAAUUGAUGUUCCAAACAACAAGGUUUCUGUUGAAAUUGCAAAAUUUGACUUUUCCCAUCCUUUUGCAUCUCUAAAGGGUUCUGACAAUGUCAUCUCCAUCAAGACUGACAGAUAUCCAAACCCACUGAUUAUUCAAGGUGCGGGUGCAGGUGCAGAUGUUACUGCAAUGGGUGUCUUGGGUGAUGUCAUCAAGAUCGCCCAAAGGAUUGCAAAAUAA